This is a messenger RNA of Harmonia axyridis, 722 nucleotides long. It is a transcript of the gene Thor, whose product is annotated as eukaryotic translation initiation factor 4E-binding protein. NCBI's taxonomy places the organism in Eukaryota, Metazoa, Arthropoda, Insecta, Coleoptera, Coccinellidae. Gene Ontology annotation, cellular component: cytoplasm. Gene Ontology annotation, molecular function: eukaryotic initiation factor 4E binding. The record is from RefSeq and is a predicted model, not a curated record. The transcript is spliced from 2 exons. Bases 166 to 528 code for a protein of 120 amino acids. Gene Ontology annotation, biological process: negative regulation of translational initiation.
CAUCUCCCGGCCACAUUAUGUGCAGAAAAUUCAAACGCAGUUUCCGCGAGCCAUUAAUUUAUCGUAUAUAAGCGUGCGGUUAAAGCUGUUGAUUCAGAUUGAGUUCUAUUCAGAUAUAAGCCGAACAGAAUUUCAAUUCGUUAUACGAUUUUUGCAUUUCUCGAUAUGUCCGCUUCACCAAUGGCCAGAAAGGCUACUGCCAGUCAAGCUAUUCCCACAAGGAAAGUGUUCAUUAACGAUCCGUCAGAGCUGCCCAGUUAUUAUUCGUCUACUCCAGGAGGUACCAUUUAUUCAACAACCCCUGGAGGAACGAGAAUUGUAUAUGAGAAGUCCGUCUUGAUGAAUCUCAGGAAUUCACCGAUCUCAAAAACUCCCCCAAACUACGAUAUCCCUAGUUCCUUAGUAAAAGGAGCGCCCUAUGAGAAAAAAAAUAGCAGUCCAAAUAAAAAGAAGACAAUCAAAAGCAAUCCAAUCAAAAAGGAAGACUCGAAGCACGAAGAAGAAGAUCAGUUCGAUAUGGACUUAUAGCAAAAUCAAGUGGAAUGACAAUGCAUGAAACUGUAUACUUAUAUAUAGGCUGAUUUUUAAAUUUAAAUUAUAGUUGUAUUUAUUUUUUUAAGUCUUAUGAUUAUGUUCAAAUAAUCUUGAUGAAUUUUGUUCCUUUUCGAACUGUUAAUUAAACUGCCAUUAUCGAAAAAAUAUAUUAUGAUGAUGAACAUAAA